AUGAAUCAAGAGCAACACAUUCAAUCAGUUUUCUACAAACAGUCAGAACAAGCAAGAAAUGCAUAUGUUACACGCCUUAAUGCAUCCAUUGAUUGUGUUCGAGUUCUUUUGCGACAAGGGCACUCAUUUCGAGGUCAUGAUGAAUCUGAGGAUUCUUCCAAUCCAGGUAACUUCUUAGUGCAAUUGCAAUUUUUGGCUGCUCAUAAUGAAACUAUCAAUGCCGUCACAUUGGGAAAUGCUCCUCACAAUUGCAAAUUGACAUCACCUGAUGUUCAAAAGGAUAUAGUAAAUGCUUGUGCUAUUGAAACAAUCAAUGUUAUUAUCAAAUAUGUUGGCGACUCACUAUUUUCUAUUCUAGUUGAUGAAUCUUGUGAUGUGUCAAUGAAGGAGCAAAUGUCUAUUGUUUUACGUUAUGUAGACAAUAGUGGGCAUGUCAAUGAACGCUUCAUAGGGAUUGAACAUGUUACAAGUACCACGGCUCUAUCACUUAAGGCUGCAAUUGAUAAGGUAUUUUCUAGAUAUAACUUGAGUAUGUCUAGAUUGAGAGGACAAGGUUAUGAUGGAGCAAGUAAUAUGCAAGGUAAGUUUAAUGGUCUGAAAACACUUAUUUUGAAGGAGGGUCCAUGUGCCUUUUACAUUCACUUUUUUGCUCAUCAACUCCAAGUUGCGCUUGUGGCUGUGACAAAGAAGAACAUCCCUAUUACUAAUUUCUUUCUUGUGGUUGGGAACGUGAUAAAUACUGUUGGAACAUCUUCCAAGCGUUGUGAUCUUCUUCGAGAAAAACAAUUAGACUUUAUUGUUGAGGCAUUGGAAAAGGGUGAGAUUUUAAGUGGACGGGGACUAAAUCAAGAAACGACCCUUCAGCGCUCUGGUGAUACACGAUGGAGUUCACAUUAUAAUUCUUUGGUCAGCUUACUUGCCAUGUUCUCUUCUGUUUUAGAUGUACUUGCAAUGAUUGUUGAAGAUGAAUCUUAUUUUUGUGAUCAAAGAUCUGAUGCAAUAAAUUUAUUGGAGUUGAUACAAAGAUUUGAUUUUGCAUUUAAUCUACAGUUGAUGAAAAACUCCAAAUAA
Molecule: messenger RNA, 1071 nt
Organism: Olea europaea var. sylvestris
Lineage: Eukaryota; Viridiplantae; Streptophyta; Magnoliopsida; Lamiales; Oleaceae
Product: zinc finger MYM-type protein 1-like
Exons: 2
Coding region: 1-1071 (356 amino acids)
Source: RefSeq, a predicted model, not a curated record